Molecule: messenger RNA, 2960 nt
Organism: Mandrillus leucophaeus (drill)
Lineage: Eukaryota; Metazoa; Chordata; Mammalia; Primates; Cercopithecidae
Gene: BRAT1
Product: BRCA1-associated ATM activator 1
Exons: 14
Coding region: 282-2747 (821 amino acids)
Biological process (GO): positive regulation of protein phosphorylation; cell population proliferation; DNA damage response
Cellular component (GO): nucleus
Molecular function (GO): protein binding
Source: RefSeq, a predicted model, not a curated record
ACCGGAUGCUGGGCAUGUACCAUCGGGUGCCUGGCGGGGGUGAUGAGUCGGAGCGACCGGCUCGGCGCCUGCCUGUCCCUCUCAGCUUGAACUCCUUCCUUCAAGUGUGAGCCCUCGAGGCUUCCAGAGGGGGCUCCAGGAGAGCUGUCUCGGUUCCCCACGCCAGCCGUCUCCGUCCUCCGCCUCCUCCGGGCUUGGCAGGUGGCACAGUCCGGAGGCGGAGCCUUGGGGAAGGGGUGGUUGUGACGGAGGACGGAACCAAGCGGGACUGCGGCCUCACCAUGGACCCCGAAUGCUCCCGGCUGCUCCCUGCUCUCUGUGAUGUUCUGGUAGAUCCCAGGCAGCCGGUGGCAGAUGACACCUGUUUGGAGAAGCUGCUGGACUGGUUUAAAACUGUCACUGAAGGAGAGUCCAGUCUCGUGCUGCUGCAGGGGCACCCCUGCCUGGUGGAGCUGCUGUCCCAUGUGCUGAAAGUCCAGGACCUGAGUCCCGGGGUCCUCUCCUUCUCUCUGCGCCUGGCAGGAACCUUCGCAGCCCAGGAAAACUGCUUCCAGUAUCUUCAGCAGGGGGAGUUGCUACCAGGGCUCUUUGGGGAGGCAGGACCCCUCGGCCGAGCAGCCUGGGCCGUCCCCACCGUGCGCAGCGGCUGGAUCCAGGGCCUGCGCUCCCUGGCACAGCACCCCAGCGCCCUGCGCUUCCUGGCCGACCACGGUGCAGUCGACACCAUCUUCUCCCUACAGGGAGACUCCAGCCUGUUUGUGGCCUCGGCGGCCAGUCAGCUCCUGGUGCACGUCCUGGCUUUGUCCAUGCGAGGUGGAGCCGAGGGGCACCCCUGCCUGCGGGGGGAUGACUGGCCCGCGUGUGCCCAGAAGAUCACAGAUCAUGUGGAGGAGUCCUUGUGCUGUACGGCCACCCCCAAGGUCACUCAGGCCCUGAACGUCCUGACCACGACCUUCGGGCGCUGCCAGAGCCCCUGGACGGAAGCCCUGUGGGUGCGGCUGAGUUCCCGCGUGGCCUGUCUGCUGGAGAGAGACCCCAUCCCCGCCGCACACUCGCUCGUGGACCUGCUUCUCUGUGUGGCUCGUUCUCCUGUGUUCAGUUCUUCUGACGGCGGCCUGUGGGAGAUGCUGGCGCAGGCUCUGAGCUGCCUGGGUCCCACCCACGUGGGACCCCUGGCUUUGGGGAUCCUGAAGCUCGAGCACUGCCCACAGGCACUGAGGACCCAGGCCUUCCAGGUCCUCCUCCAGCCCCUGGCCUGUGUCCUGAAGGCCACAGUUCAGGCCCCCGGACCCCCAGGCUUGCUGGACGGGACGGCAGACGAUGCCACGACGGUGGACGCGCUCCUGGCCUCCAAGUCGUCCUGUGCGGGCCUCCUGUGCCGCACCCUGGCUCACCUGGAGGAGCUGCAGCCGCUGCCCCAGCGCCCGUCGCCGUGGCCCCAGGCGUCCCUGCUGGGGGCUGCAGUGACUGUCCUGCGGCUCUGUGAUGGCUCAGCUGCCCCCGCCUCCAGCGUGGGGGGCCACCUCUGUGGGACUCUGGCGGGCUGUGUCCGGGUCCAGCGAGCAGCCCUCGACUUCCUGGGGACGCUGUCAGAGGGGACAGGCCCCCAGGAGUUGGUGACACAGGCGCUUGCUGUCCUCCUGGAGUGCCUCGAGAGCCCCGGCUCCAGCCCCACGGUUCUGAAGAAGGCCUUCCAGGCCACACUCCGGUGGCUUCUGAGCUCACCCAAGACCCCUGGCUGCUCUGAUCUUGGCCCCCUCAUCCCGCAGUUCCUCAGAGAGCUGUUCCCUGUGCUGCAGAAACGCCUGUGCCACCCCUGCUGGGAGGUGAGGGACUCCGCCCUCGAGUUCCUGACCCAGCUGAGCAGGCACUGGGGAGGACAGGCCGACUUCAGAUGCGCCCUCCUGGCUUCAGAGGUGCCUGAGCUGGCCCGGCAGCUCCUCCAGGACCCUGAGAGUUACGUCCGAGCGAGCGCAGUGACCGCCACGGGGCAACUUUCCAGCCGGGGCCUGCACGCCCCCACCAGCCCUGAGUAUGCAGGGGCCCAGCAGAGCCUGUUCCCGGAGCUCCUGCACAUCCUCUCCGUGGACUCGGAGGGCUUCCCACGGAGGGCGGUCAUGCAAGUCUUCACCGAGUGGCUGCGGGACGGCCACGCCGACGCAGCCCAGGACACGGAGCAGUUCGUGGCCACUGUGCUGCAGGCGGCAAGCCGGGACCUGGACUGGGAGGUCCGCGCCCAGGGCCUGGAGCUGGCGCUGGUGUUCCUAGGCCAGACGUUGGGGCCGCCACGUACCCACUGCCCCUAUGCCGUGGCCCUACCCGAGGUGGCCCCAGCCCGGCCACUCACCGAGGCACUGAGGGCUUUCUGCCACGUGGGGCUCUUUGACUUCGCCUUUUGUGCCUUGUUUGACUGCGACCGCCCCGUGGCGCAGAAGUCCUGUGACCUCCUCCUCUUCCUGAGGGACAAGAUUGCUUCCUACAGCAGCCUGCGGGAGGCCGGGGGCGGCUCCAACACUGCCUCAGUGGAGGCCGCCCUGCCGAGGUGCCGGGCGGGUGAGCACGCCCAGCCCCCAGGGGACCAGGAGCCUGAGGCUGUGCUGGCCAUGCUCAGGUCCCUAGACCUGGAGGGCCUGCGGAGCACACUGGCCGAGAGCAGCGACCACGUGGAGAAGAGCCCCCAGUCCCUCCUGCAGGACAUGCUGGCCACGGGGGGCUUCCUGCAGGGGGACGAGGCUGACUGCUACUAAGUAGAACCAGAUUCUGCCACUGGGGUUCAGGACUGAGGAAGGCAGUGCCACGUCCUUCCGUGGGACACUGCCAUCCCCAGGGCUCCAGCCCAGCCCAGUGGAUCCUCUGGGGAAGCCAGGACCAGGAGAGAAGCAAGGUCAAGAAAUGCCACAUUUUGAUGUAUUAAAGAAAUGACUUAUUUUCUACUCAAAAUAAAUGGCAUUGAAGUCUUU